GGACGCGAAUAUCUUCGCAGACUUCGUUUCUAGUGCUCAAAUAAGAAUGGACUGAAUACUGCUCAUUAUUAUCUCAAUUCUUGAGGCACGUUUUUUUUCUUGUGAGAUCGUAUUUUUACGCGAAAACGCAUCAAAUGAGUAUAUUUUUAUCAAAAUUUGAGUUGGAAGGGAUAUUUCCUCAAUUAACAUUUACCUCCAUUGGCUUAAAUUUUGGUUCCACGCCGUAUUAAGUUAGUACGAUUUCUUGUUGAAAUUCACUUGAAUUUUAUAAUAUGCAGGAACAGAAUAUCCCGAUCGACAUUAACGCUGGAAAGUUACUUGAUUGGCUGAUUAAUCGGAGGCACUGCAAGAAGGAUUGGCACAUGAAUAUUUUGCCCAUUAGACAGAAAAUUAAUAAUGCGAUACAGAAUAUGCCUGCUCAUGAUGGCAUUGCCUCAUUGUUGUCUGGUGCCUAUAUAAAUUAUUUUUACUGUGUGAAAAUUGUGAAAAUUUUGAAGGAAACAGAAGCCGAUACAAAAAAUUUAUUUGGGCGUUAUGGCUCACAAAGGAUGAAAGAUUGGCAGGAAAUUUUGAGAUUGUAUGAAAAAGAAAAUGUAUACCUUGCCGAAGUCGCGCAAAUGCUUAUGAGAAAUGUCAAUUAUGAGGUUCCCAGUAUUAAGAAGCAGAUACAGAAGUUAGAACAAUUGUUAGCUGAAUUGGAAAAGAAAGAAGCAGAAUAUAAGAAAUCGGAAAAUAUUGCACAUAUGGAAUACAACAUACUAUGCAAACAAUUAGGUGUAACUGGUUAUAAUACGGUUAGACGAGAGUUAAUGGAUAAGGUAAAAGAAUUGCCAGAAAUUUAUCAGAAAGUAGCGGAGAAAACAAAGCGCUUGGACAAGGUUGUAGAGUUUUAUAGUGCAUUUGUUGAAUUCACUUUUGACCAGCAAUAUAACAGUGAUUGUGUAUCGAUGAUUAAAUACAUUAUUGGAAAGGGAAACACAACAAUGUUUGAAUAUACAUAUGGAGAAGUACCAGCGUCAAUAAUUGAGCCGCCAUUGAAUAUUAAAGUGGAUGAAGAUGAAAGUAAUAAGCAGUCUAGCGUGGAUGCUAAUACCAUUGAUUUCGGUAACUUGGAUUUGGAUGGAGAAAUUGAUUUCGGUGAAAAAAUUGAUUUGGACACAGGAGGUGAUAUUGAUUGGGGAGACGACGGUGCAGAACAAUCUAUCAUGGAAAUUGAUCAUAAUAUCUCUUUGGAGGAAUCGGGUAUAGUUGUGGAAACAGUAGAUCAUGAAGGUGGCAUGGCUACAGGGUCUGAAGCAUAUACGAUAUUAGAUAAUCCAACAACGAGAUCCGAAUUUAUCAAUCAACUGUUUGAAGUAAAGGCAUUUAUGAAGUUACGUAUAUACGAAUUUAAAGGCGACGAUAAGAAUAACCUUCUCAGCUUUAAUCAGAUGCAGAAUGCUUCAUCUAUUCUGCAACUUUCUACCACAGAGACCACUCAAAACAUGCUGUAUAACAUUCAAGUUAUCCUGUCUGAGAUGUUGCAUAACAAUGUUCAGCAUUUACAUAACAUUAAACAUUAUCCAAAAUACGUGGACAUAGUAGCUGUUAUUUUAAAGCAAAAAUUAAACUUGAUUGAUAGAAUGGUAACUCAACAAGAAACUGUGCUACAAAAGCAAGAUGACACUCGGAAUCAAAUUGAUAAAUUACGUCCAUUAUUAAAACUCAUUAUACAAAGAACUAAGGAAUUGCAAACAGAGAUAGAGCGAGAUAUUUCUAAGAAAUACAAAAAUCGGACGGUACAUUUAACCGGAGGUGUAAAUAUGUUGUAGGUAUCAAACAAAGGAGAAAAAAAAUUGUUAAAUUAUAUAUCAAAUGUUAAUAAUACACAAAGAUAGUACGACUU
Molecule: messenger RNA, 1885 nt
Organism: Trachymyrmex cornetzi
Lineage: Eukaryota; Metazoa; Arthropoda; Insecta; Hymenoptera; Formicidae
Product: CDK5 regulatory subunit-associated protein 3
Exons: 9
Coding region: 273-1811 (512 amino acids)
Biological process (GO): regulation of mitotic cell cycle
Cellular component (GO): endomembrane system
Source: RefSeq, a predicted model, not a curated record